CGGGGUGCCUCAUUUUAGGAUAUGUGUGAUGCUAUCACAGCAUGAACUAACCUGUGAACGGCCAACAGUGUUGUGUUAUGGUGCCGCGAGAAAGCUUUUCAGUUGUCUAAGAUACUUAGAAGAAGACGUAUGAAGCGAAUAACGAAAAGAGAAAUUAAUGUUAGAAUAAAUAUUAGAUAACAACUAAUAAAAUGGAUGUGCAGCGUCACUCGGUGCACACGUUGGUGUUCCGUUCGCUGAAACGGACACACGACAUGUUUCUCGCCAACCAAGGAAUGCUACCACCAGUCGACCCAUCGAUGGAAAAGUUGAAAAUGGCAGUAAAAGCCAAAGACAGUUAUGGCACAGUUCUUCAACAAGUUAAUUUACAAAAUGAAAUGAAGAAGAGGAAAGAGAUCAACGCAAGCUCUACGCCGAGCGAGGCCGAGAGCUCGAGCAACAGCACCAGCAACAGCUUAGCCAUAAUAGCCUCCAGCACUCCUGCGCAAACCGAUAACACAGUGGCGAAUAUUAUGACAAAUCCUAUCAAAAAGGUCAUGCCCAUGGCCAAACCAAAGUGGCACGCCCCAUGGAAAUUAUACAGAGUUAUUAGUGGUCACCUUGGAUGGGUGCGCUGCGCUGCAAUCGAACCUGGCAAUGAGUGGUUCGCCACUGGUUCGGCUGAUCGUGUUAUCAAAAUUUGGGACUUGGCUACAGGAAAGCUAAAAAUUUCACUUACUGGUCACAUUAGCAGUGUGAGAGGCCUAGCCUUUUCUCAAAGGCACCCGUACUUGUUUUCAUGCGGAGAAGACAGACAAGUUAAGUGCUGGGACCUUGAAUAUAACAAGGUCAUUAGACAUUACCAUGGUCACCUAUCAGCUGUAUAUUCUUUAGCUCUCCAUCCUACCUUAGAUAUUUUGCUUACUGCUGGCAGAGACUGCACUGCUAGGGUAUGGGAUAUGCGCACCAAAGCAAAUGUCCACACCCUUACUGGCCACACAAACACUGUGGCAAGCGUUAUCACUCAAGUGCACGACCCUCAGGUCAUCACCGGUAGCCAUGACUGUACAAUCAGGUUGUGGGACUUGGCAGCAGGGAAAUCAAGAGUGACUCUCACUAACCACAAGAAAAGUGUGAGAGCAUUGACAUUUCACCCAACCCUCGACAUGUUUGCUUCAGCAUCUCCUGACAACAUUAAAGAAUGGAAGUCUGUGGACGGCAAAUUUAUACAGAAUUUGUCUGGCCACAAUGCCAUUAUCAACUGUCUUGCAGCCAAUGAAGAUGGAGUUCUAGUUUCUGGAGCUGAUAACGGAAGUAUGUACCUUUGGGAUUGGCGUACUGGGUAUAAUUUCCAAAGGCUACAAGCUCCGGUUCAACCUGGUUCUAUGGAUUCUGAAGCAGGAAUAUUUAGCAUAACUUUUGACAUGUCAGGAACCAGAAUGAUCACAACUGAAGCUGACAAAACAAUCAAAGUGUAUAAAGAGGACGAUACAGCUUCAGAAGAAACGCAUCCAAUUAACUUCAAACCAGAAAUUGUCAAACGGCGGAAAUAUUAACUCUUAUAUUUUACGUAUUUUUUUAAUUUAUCAGACUAUAAUAAAAUAAUUUCUACGAUAAAAA
Messenger RNA from Nasonia vitripennis (jewel wasp), 1599 nucleotides. It is a transcript of the gene Tango4, whose product is annotated as pleiotropic regulator 1. Gene Ontology annotation, molecular function: protein binding. Gene Ontology annotation, biological process: mRNA splicing, via spliceosome. Bases 192 to 1535 code for a protein of 447 amino acids. The record is from RefSeq and is a predicted model, not a curated record. Gene Ontology annotation, cellular component: Prp19 complex; precatalytic spliceosome; catalytic step 2 spliceosome. Lineage: Eukaryota; Metazoa; Arthropoda; Insecta; Hymenoptera; Pteromalidae. The transcript has a single exon.